Messenger RNA from Microthlaspi erraticum, 585 nucleotides. NCBI's taxonomy places the organism in Eukaryota, Viridiplantae, Streptophyta, Magnoliopsida, Brassicales, Brassicaceae. The record is from the annotation of a GenBank genome assembly.
AUGGGUCUGCUUAUGGAGACUUCAUGGGACCUUUCAAAGCCCCUCAAACGGGCACAACUACAUUUUGGUGCUGUGGACUAUGUGUCCAAAUGGAUUGAAGCCAUUCCCUGCCCAGCCUGUGAUGCCAAGGUUGUUAUCAAACUGUUCAGAACCAUCAUCUUUCCAAGAUAUGGCAUCCCAAGGGUUGUUAUUUCGGAUGGAGGUUCCCAUUUCAUCAACAAGGUGUUUGAGAAGUUGAUGAAGAGUUAUGGAGUCAAGCACAAGGUGCCACGCCCUACCACCCUCAAACCAGUGGGCAAGUUGAGGUCUCCAACAGACAGAAAGGCCAUAUUGAGAAGACUGAUUGCCACUUACCUGUGGAGGUCGAAUACAAGGCUAUGGGCAGUAAAGAUGCUGAACUUUGAUAUAAAGGCAGCACAAGAAAGGAGAGUAAUGAACUUGUUUGAGUUGGAGGAAAUCAGAAUGAAUGCCUAUGAGAACUCCAUGAUCUAUAACAAGAUGAGAACCAAGGCAGCCCACGACAAACUGAUUCGCCUUAAGACUUCAAGGUUGGGGACAGUGUGCUCUUGUUUAACUCCAAGCUAA